Alosa alosa (allis shad) is the source of this 3630-nucleotide messenger RNA. RefSeq names its product fibrinogen silencer-binding protein (gene fsbp). The record is from RefSeq and is a predicted model, not a curated record. The transcript has 4 exons. Lineage: Eukaryota; Metazoa; Chordata; Actinopteri; Clupeiformes; Clupeidae. Bases 933 to 1928 code for a protein of 331 amino acids.
ACGCAAGGGGGUGGUAACCGGACAAAGUGUAUUUUGUGAAAUUAAUCCAGUGCCAUUGUCCGCUUGACGGUAUGCGAGUAUUUCACUUUUUGCUAGACUAAACGAUUAAAUACAUUGAAAUAGUAAUAACUAAAUAAAUAUUCACAUUCUCUGUAAUCUAUUCAUAUUUCAAGCCCUAAUUGCUAACCAGGGAGCUAACCUAAUUGCACAAUGACAUAGGUGGCCAGGCUAGCUGGCUAAGCUAUCCAGUCAAAAUAAGGUAGCAUAGCUUGCUAACAUAAGCUAACCGGAGCUGUCGUGACUAGCCAACAUACUAGGGAAACUUUAGAUUUCAGAUCCACCAAGUUGUAAACAUGAACUUGAGGGAUGUGAUCCAUCAUUGAUCUUGCCUUUUAAUUUUUACGCAGACAAGCAAUUGUCCCACUUGCACGGUUGUCACCUUGUGCAGACGCCUUUGUUGUGUUUAUGAUUGCACUCACAUCAGCCACCACCUGGGCUGUAGCAAUAACGGUAACGUUCGUGUUAAUGUCAUCACCGCUUUGUUGUGACUGAUGCUAGCAUUUAGAGCUCACAUUUGAACAGUACCACGGGAUCAUUUUGCAGAUAUUUUACAAUUAAUUUCCAUCAGGAUUGUUUUAUGCAUAAUACUUCAAUGAUUAAGCUUUGUCUUCUCCCAUUUUAGAUUGUACCCUUUUCAACAGGUACAUGCACUGUCGGCAUAAGAAUUGCUGCUGUUGACUGUAAUUCCAGUGGUGAACUCAAGAGUAACAGAGUGGCUAUAGUAACUACUACUAUAAACCAUGUCAUUUGAAUGACAGUGCUCUGUUGAUAGGAGGGGUGUUUCCUCCUAUGCGUUUUUGUCAACAGUCUGCAGCUCCAGACAUGACACAUUGCCUCAGACACUUCUCCCCAUCGUGAGCAUGGCCCUCUGAAUGACAUGUUCCGUCCCCCUCCUUCCCCCCCCCCCACCUCCUGCCCUGAUGAUCGACCCCCCUGGUGAGCCCAAGCCGCCGCUCAUGCGCGUCCCAGUGCUGUUUCCAGCCAUGUCCAACCGGACGCCCAACUUCACACUGGAGCAGAAGCUCUACCUGCUGCAGCGCAUGCAAGGUGUGGUGGAGACGGUGCAGGACUUCCGCAAGGACACCAACACCACGGCGCAGCGCAACGCCGUGUGGGAGCAGCUGGCCCGGGCCUUCAACGCCGCCUUCCCAGACCGGCCGCCCAGCUCCACCGGCUCGCUCAAGACGCUGUGGAAGCGGCUGAAGGUGGAGUGCCGCGCGGCGCUCCACAGGCGCCAGGAGCAGCUGGCCGCGGGGCUGAACCCCACCGCGCUCACGCAGGUGCAGAGGGAGGUCACCGCGCUGGUGCCCAACCUCAUCUCCAACAAGGACGACCUGGACGGAGACAUGGGCUACUCCACCAACAAGGGCACAUCGCCGGUCACUGUUGCAGGUACCAGUGGGAGUGACCAGGAGGAAGUGGAUCAUAAUGAGGAUCAGGACAGUAAGGAGCAGUUGGCCAUUAACCUGGGUCUGGCCACGCCCUCUGAUCAGAAGCUAGAGUCAUCUGGACUGUCCCCAGACCACUUAACCAGCACCUCUCCGCCCUCAGGGCCUCUUCCGACUCCCACGCCCAGCCCCUUUUCUUCUACUGAAGUCAGGCUCUCCCCUGGCGCCGACCUCUUGCCCCUAGAUGCGAGCUCCUCGUGGAGCCUGCAGCAAGGCAUCGCUGAUCAGCGGCGGGAGCUGGAGCACGAGCAGAACAUGCGUCUGCUGGCGCUGCAGGAGAGCGUGUGGGAGGGCAAGCGCCGCGCCGCCCGGCAGAAGGAGAAGGCGGCACGCGCCAAGAAACUCUACUACCGGGCCAAGCUCCAGAGGAUAGGGGCCGAGGUGCCCGCGUCCAGCUCCUCAGACGACAGUGACCACUGACGUUUACACACGCACACACGCACACGCACGCACGCACACACACACACACAUACACACACACACACACACACACACACAUACGCACACACACACACACACACACAAAUGAGCAAGUGAUUUUUAACUCCUGCUUAAAUGGCAAAGGACUGGAUAGACGAUGCACUCAAACUGGUCCAUGUCAUGACUGUUUUAUCACUGUAAGAAUGAACGCAUAUCUGGCACAUGGCGGAACUCUGAAUGGAGAUUUCAACUAUAUGAGUGUGUUCAGUUAGGGCAACAGGUUUGGUCAUGCAAACACAAAACUGCAAAUUUAGGCUAUGAUCACUGUUUAAUCUUCAAAAAACUAGCCACACAAAAAUGCAUUUCAAUGCAUCGAGAUGUUUGGUUAAAGCUGCUGUAAGCAAUACUCAUUUUGAAUAAGCUAACAUUACAUUCUGGUAGUGAUCACUGAAAUAUGGAAUACAUUUAUAUAUCGCUUUUCUACUGUCAAGACAUUGUGUUUCACAAUGAAUGUCUUAUACCCUUUUUUCUGACACACACAUACAGUACAUACACACACUAGUCAGCACAUUGGGAGCAGAUGGGUUUCCAUGUCUUGCUCAAGGACACUUCAUCACAAGAGCAAGAGGAGCCAGACUCAGACCAGGCACACUCUGGUUUCCACAUGAUCGCUCCACCUCAUGGACCCCGAACAGAAGCUCUAGGAGACGAGAAAAAACACCAGUCUGUUCCUCCUAACCUCCCCAGUGAGCUCCUAUAAGUGUCACAUCAGAGUGAGAGUAUAGAUCAGUCAAGGAACAACUGAAGUGAAGGGCAUCCCUGCCUGCAAAUGAUUUUGCGUGUGCACAGCACAUUAAAGAACUGCUGACAUUGCUUACAGCAGCUUUAACAGGCUCAGAAUGUCCCUCAUGCUUUGCCGUACCCCGUGAAUCAAAGACCUGGCCUCAUUAGCAGACUGUUGAUACAGUUCUCUCUUGGAACUAGAUCCUUUUAGUUGUUUUUUAAACACAUUUACAAGAUUUCAGAACCUUUUAGAUACCGUUCAGGUCCAAUUCAAAGCCUCUUGUACAAACCUCCACCUCACUUGCCUUCUUUAGAACUGCUGGCGUGCACCUGUUUCCCUGAAUGUAACACAACCUCAUUUACCAGUUACAUUAUGAGGGCCAUGGUAUUCAUGGAUGAGUCUAGUGGGGGGAAAUCAUGCAUUUCCAACGUUGGGACAAUAUGUUUGGACAGUACAUUGUCUUGGUUGGUCAACUACAUUUCAAGUUGGUUAGAUUGUAUUUUUGCAACUACAACUUCAAGCUUAUAUUUAUUGCCAGUCCUUGUCGAUGAUACCCACACAUAUCUAUAGAUGUGUCUGCGUACGUGAACAGAGACCUUUAUUCCGUGUCCUGGGUAUUGUGGAUUCUGUGUACAAAGCAUUGAGUAGAUGCUUGGAAGGUGUCUGGGGAUGCCAUCCAACUCAGGGCAGCUUGGCCAUAACCAGCUAUCACUGCCUCAUUCAAAUGUGUACAUGCACACACACACACACACACACACUCACAGACAUACACACAUAAAGACAGCCAGACCUGUAGCAAUAAUUGUUUUUCCUUUUUUAUUUUUAAUGUCCAACAUUUCUCUUGUACGGUUUCCAUGGCAAUGAAGGGGCGACUGCCUCUCAUUACCCCAGGUCAAAGGGAUGCCAGCCAUCCCAUAA